CUCUUUUACGUCAAUUUGUUUUCAAAUUAAUUAGGGCAAGCAUAAAAUUCAUCAUUCGGUACAGUUGUAAAUUUCGCACACACGCACACACACAUCAAGUCACACACACACAUACACUGUUUAAACGCAAAAUUAUUGAACAUGAACCUGCUGAGCAUCGACCAAAAGGUUUACAUCAGACGCACCGACGGACGCGUCCACGCGGCCCACAUAGUUCGACUCGAGUGCAGACCCAAUGUGGUGACUGUGGAGUGGUCCGAGGAGGGCCUGACGCGCGGCAAGGAGCUGCCCUUGGAGCACAUAAGCGAGCUCAAUCCGCAGAUCUUUGCCGCCUCAAGCAGCAAAACGGUCAAGCUGGCCGCCGUGGCUUCCCACAAGGCCGAGAGCUCUUGUCUGCAUAGAGCGCAAAUGUCACGCCUGUGCGCAGGCAGCUGGAACUCGUCGAAUUUGUUGGACGACGCCAUGCAGCGACUGCGUCUGAAGCGCGAGCGUCGCCACGAGCGGAACGAACAGAUGCGUGCCCAGUACCAGCAAGAGCAGCAGGAGGCUGCCCACAAUCCGCUUUGGGUAAUCACGAAUAUGCUGCGGGACCAUCGAAUGCGCAUGCAGAUGCAGUCGCCGGAGCACGCGACACGCACGCAGCCGCUCAAGCAGCACCAGAUUAUUGUGUGCGUGCGCAAGCGGCCGCUGAACAGUCGAGAGCUGAGCAAAAAGGAGCCGGAUGUGAUCAGCGUGCUGGGCCAGCAGCAGCUGGUGGUGCAUGAGCCGCGCAAGCAUCUGAAUCUGGCCAAGUUUCUGGAGGAUCACGGCUUUCGCUUCGAUCAUGUGUUCGACGAGCACAGCUCGAAUGCCCAGGUCUACGCCCAGACGGCGCGUCCCCUCGUCCAGCACAUCUUCGAGGGCGGCAUGGCCACUUGCUUUGCGUAUGGCCAAACGGGCAGCGGCAAGACGCACACCAUGGGCGGCGAGUUCAGCGGCAAGCAGCAGAAUUUCCGCGACGGCAUCUACGCCAUGGCCGCCAGCGAUGUCUUCAGCACUCUCAGCCAGGCCAAGUACGCAGCGCUGCGGCUGCGUGUGAGCUGCAGCUUCUUCGAGAUCUACAGCACGCGUGUCUACGACUUGCUGAUGGAGGGCAAGCCGCAGCUGCGUGUGCUGGAGGACGCACAGCAGCAGGUGCAUGUGGUGGGCUUGACGGAGCAGCUGGUGCAGAGCACGUCGGAGGUGCUGUCGCUGCUGGAGCUGGGCAACAGUCUGCGCACCUCGGGACAGACCUCGGCCAAUGCCACGUCUUCCCGAUCGCAUGCUGUCUUCCAGAUUGUGCUGCGUUGUGGCAGUCAGCGGCAGCUGUACGGCAAGUUCUCGCUCAUCGAUCUGGCGGGCAAUGAGCGUGGCGCGGACAACAGCUCGGCGGAUCGUCUGACCAGGCUGGAGGGCUCGGAGAUCAACAAGUCGCUGCUGGCGCUUAAGGAGUGCAUACGCGCCUUGGGUCGCCAGUCGGCGCACUUGCCGUUCAGGGCCUCCAAGCUGACGCAGGUGCUGCGUGAUUCGUUUAUUGGCGGCAGACAGGUGCGCACCUGCAUGAUGGCCAUGAUCUCGCCCGGAUUGGGCAGCGUGGAGAAUACGCUGAAUACGCUGCGCUAUGCGGAUCGUGUUAAGGAGCUUACUCCGGACUCUGUCGUCAAAGUUGCUCCCAAGCCCUGCUGCUCGCUCGUUAAUCUACAGAAGCUGCGACGCGUGCCCUCGACCAAUUCCUUGCCCGAGGCGGAUGUGUGGCAGGCGCCGAGAUUCUCGUCGCAUCCUGCCAACGAGCAUGAGCUGCAGCCCUGGUAGCGUCAUAGGCUCCUCAACACGCUCUGCAUAGCACAGUGUAGUGUAGUGUAGCAUAGUGUAAACAAAUGUCCUCUCAGUCCCAGAAUUGGUCAGCCUGACAUUUUAUUCGAACAACGAACUAAAUUUUUAUUUAGCAUCCAAAUUCUUAUCA
Messenger RNA from Drosophila busckii, 1981 nucleotides. It is a transcript of the gene Klp59C, whose product is annotated as kinesin-like protein Klp59C. NCBI's taxonomy places the organism in Eukaryota, Metazoa, Arthropoda, Insecta, Diptera, Drosophilidae. Gene Ontology annotation, biological process: microtubule-based movement. The record is from RefSeq and is a predicted model, not a curated record. Bases 142 to 1830 code for a protein of 562 amino acids. Gene Ontology annotation, molecular function: microtubule motor activity; microtubule binding; ATP binding. The transcript has a single exon.